AAAUCGUUUUUAUUUCUAGGUCUAGGUUUAGGCUAAUCUAUAUCUGGGAAACUGGCCCAUAGUGUUCUUAGUUAGAUUGGACAGUAGAUGGCAGUAAUCCCAUCUCUAUGACCACACUGCGUAAUGUACUCGAUCUAUUCUAUACGUUACAGUACAAUUUAUUUCAGCUACUCACGUAGCCUACAUCUGGGCGGAGGGAGCUAGAACAUUCGCAUUAUUGAAUUGUGAUGUUCGGAUUUAUGCAUCAUUCGUUGUAAAAAAAAAAAAACGACCAGCUGAUCGAACAACUUGCACAAAUAUGAUAUCGCGGAUACUCCAUAGAGGUGAUUUUCUAAACCUGGGGACGAACUUGAUGCUGUGUUUUCUCUGUGGGAUGACAUCGGGAGAUCCUACAACAGGAAGUGCAUUUGGCUUGAUGACAAAAUAUUCUUUGAUUGAUGGACAUAAUGACCUAGCUUUGAUGCUGAGGAUUCUCCACGGCAACAGACUGAGUCAGGUUGACCUGCACAACAUCAGCAAAGUGGCCACGGACAUCAACAGACUCACAACGGGACACGUCGGCGCUCAGGUGUUUGCAGCCUACGUGUUGUGUGGCGCCCAGGCGAAGGAUGCUGUGAGGCUCACACUGGAACAGAUAGACGUGAUCAACCGUAUGUGUACGGAGAACCCAGAACUGGAGCUAGUUACAUCUGCCAAAGAACUAAAUGACACUAACAGGAUAGCAUGUCUGAUCAGCAUUGAGGGAGGACAUUCAAUAGACAGCAGCCUGCCAACCCUGCGUAUGUUUUACCAGCUGGGGGUUCGCUCCAUGGCCCUCACACACACCUGCAAUACACCUUGGGCUGAGUCCUCCUCAACAAUUUAUGAUGUCUAUCAAAGAGAAAAUGACAGCCUAACAGACUUCGGUAAGGAUGUGGUGAAGGAGAUGAACAGAUUGGGGAUGAUAGUAGACCUGUCCCAUAGUUCCUGGGCCACAGCCAGGGCAGUACUGCAGAUCUCUAAGGCUCCAGUUAUUUUCAGCCACUCCUCAGCCCAUGCCGUGUGUAACCACAGCCGCAAUGUUCCCGAUGACCUGCUCCGCGAACUGAAGGAGAACGGAGGACUCAUCAUGGUUAAUCUGCACAGUGGGUUUGUGGCUUGCCAUGGCCAAGCCAAUAUCUCCAUUGUGGCUGACCAUUUUACCCACAUUAGGAAGGUGGUUGGAUCUGAGUCAAUAGGAAUAGGAGGGGACUUUGAUGGAGCUUCUAAGUUUCCUCUUGGAUUAGAGGAUGUGUCCAAGUAUCCCGCUCUGAUCCAGGAGCUGCUGAAGAGACACUGGACAGAGAACGAGUUGUCCGGGGUCCUCAGACACAACUUCCUACGUGUGUUCAAGGAGGUCGAGAAAGAGCGUGACAGGCAGAAAGCGAAAGGAACUCUCCCCAGUGAAGCUCAGAUCGACUUGACUGGGGUUCAGAACCCCUGCAGACUGGUACUCAGGCGACCUUACCACCAGACGACAAAGAUGGAACAGAUGUACUCCAAGGGCCACAGUGAACUGGUGGUCCCCAGGAGUCUGGUCUGGACCAUGGUUAUACUAAUCUCCUGCCUCUGUGUCCUGAUGGACCAUUAAGACUAUAAUAUGGCCUGGAUUCAAUCAGAUCCAGCGGUAACCCAGGUUGACCGAUAUCCUGAUAGCGGAUGUUUUGGCAGUAUUGGAGGUGUAGCUGCAGUGUGAACUGACAAAUAAGUGUGUGGCUGCUCUUUUGUGUCACCAACCACUCCCUUCCUUAUUAUCCCUACACAUUAGAUGUUCAAAACGACAAUAGAAAGUGCAGGCUCUAUCGACAAUAGAUAUUAUGAAAUGCAUGUUUUCAUUUUAAUUUGGAUGGCGGGAUUUAUUAGUCUAUGUAGACAAUAGACCAUUACGCAUUAGAGUGUUUGAACUUGUAAUGUGGCUACAUGAACUAACGUGGCUGCAUGGGAUUUGUUGGAUAUAAAGUCGGUGUGGUUUCAUUGCAUCCAAUGACAGUGUCCACGAUAAUGUAACAUAAGGAGCAGCUCUAACGCAGUUCCACUUUCAACACUGCCAAAACAACCGGAUGUCGACUAGCACGGAUCUGAAUUUAGCCCUUAGUGUUACUAAACUAGCAGUGCUUGACUUGCGCAGGAGCCCACUGGAGCUGAGUACCGGCACCUCAAGUUCACUACUGCUUGAGCUUGUUUUACUCUUAUAGAAUAUUUGCUCAAAAGUAUAGUGGAGCUCCUGCACCUAAAUAUAAACAGUACUUGCACCCAAAAUGAGUACCGGAACCUAUUUAGUAGUACUACUAGUGUUGUAUUACAAUACACUAUCCACUACAAACAUGUUUCUCCGACAGUAAAAAGCCUAGCUUGAACGUGUUUACUGUGUCACUUGCUUACAUGUGAUCUUCCCUACAAAUAACUUUACCUAAUUUUUUUGUUGUUGGUCAUUUUGACCUUGAAUGAGUUGUAUUAUUUACACAAUGCUCUGCACACACUUGAUACUAUAUUACAUUGAGUUUGAUGUAACAACUCUUUUUACAUAUCUCAUUCUAAAAAUAUAUUUCUGUUAUGUUUGUUUAAUGAUACAAUCAAGGCCACAAGGUCAUACUGAGGAAUUUACAAACUAUCUUUAUUUCUCUGAGGACACGGACCUUGAUGUCCAUCAGACAAACUUGAGUUUCACAAUGAAACUGUUUCAUAGAAAGACGAGUUCAUCUUAAAAUGAACAUUAAUGUAACAUUUCCUCACAAGGGUGUACAGUGAAACAGUAUGUAACAUGUUAAUAUACUGUAAUGCCUCCUACAGUCAUCUCAGGAAUGUUGUAUUCUGUAUUCAUAGGUUAUAUCGUAUUUAUUUAGCCUUUCUCUUAAGUAAAUAAUGCUUUGAGUUUUCUGUUUUUCUACCAUCUUAUUUUAUGAACACAUUGAUAUAUCUGAAGUCAAGAUAGUUCAAUUCUGGUUGAAUAGGGAAAUGAAUCAUGAUUUUAUUGGUAAAUUCAGAUAAAUACUCUUCGUCUUUACAGCUCUUGCAGUCUACAGGAAAGAAAAGGAAAUGUGUGCAUAUGCUACUCUGUUCAGGUGGCCCUGUAAGUCGUCUUCAUGCCUAUAAUAAUCUAUUUUGUACAGAAAUAGCAGAUUAAAUGUAAUGUAUAAUUGUCAA
This is a messenger RNA of Oncorhynchus mykiss (rainbow trout), 3162 nucleotides long. RefSeq names its product dipeptidase 2. The record is from RefSeq and is a predicted model, not a curated record. NCBI's taxonomy places the organism in Eukaryota, Metazoa, Chordata, Actinopteri, Salmoniformes, Salmonidae. Gene Ontology annotation, molecular function: metallodipeptidase activity. Gene Ontology annotation, biological process: proteolysis.